AUGUUGAGCGAAUCACAGUGGCCCGAGAGCAACCGGAAGAGGGGCCGGGAGGAUGAGCAUGAGGACAUCGCAAUCGGAGGCACCAUGGGCUUCACAGAGCACCGAAGUAAACGACUCCAAUCACUCCCACUGCGCAUGUCUCCCACGUCGAAAAGACGAUCCAUCCCUCCGAACUUCCCACCCCCCCAACCAAACAACAACCCUACACUGGUCCGACCACAUACGAUUACUCCGUCGGACUCAGACUCAGAAGACACAAACCAGGCCUCGUAUCGACAAGAUGCCCACUCUGAUCAGCCACAUGUUCACAAUGAGACAUGGUCAGCUUCGUCGUUUGCUAUGGAACCAGGACCUGCCAGUGGAGAUAUGGAUAUGACGGAUACGUGGGAACCCGAGCCGGCGCCGGGGCUCGCACCGAUAUACAACCCGGAUGGGGACCACUUGCGACCAGGACCGUCACAGCCCGAUCCCAUCUCGCCAAGCAUCAACGGUCGCAUGCCAACACCGAUCCACUGCAGUUUUGCAGCACAGGUCAGAGGCAACAACUGGGGAGGAGCGGCGGGUAACAUGAUGCUGGCGGCGGGUCCGAUGCAGCAGUCACAGUCGAACAGAAUCUCUCGGAGGGAAGCAUAUCACGGGGUCGGCAUGCUUGGCCACGAAUCUAUUCCGCGGUCACUUGACGGGCCGACAGCCACGGCAGCGGUCAUGGCCGACUGGACCCUGGUGCAGAACCGCCGCUUGCCCUCGCCUAUUAGUGAAAACGGGGGUGAAGACGGCAGCGAACACCUCGGGAGUCCUCCGGGCAUGAUCCUGGACUCGUCUAUGGGCCACAUCAACUGCCACGGCCAUCAGCACCCACUCCUCUCAUCCCUACCCCCACGCGCGAUUUCCGCCAUGGAAAUGGGAUCACCACUGGCAGCUAACGUGCCCCCACGGGUCGCGACGCCAAACGUUGUCUCGGAAGAUCCGUCGGGGAGUCCGAACGGUUCUGCUAUGGAAGUCGACCCAUCGGCUACCUCGUCUCCGAGGAAAGGCCACACUCGGUCACGUCAUACCGUCAACUCGUGGACGCUGCAGGCUGGCAUGAAGAAGUCGUUCAGUAUAGGAUACAGGGCGGACUGCGACAAAUGCCGUAUGAAGGUCCCGGGGCACUUCAACCACAUCAUUAUCUCCUAA
Messenger RNA from Phialemonium atrogriseum, 1176 nucleotides. RefSeq lists its product as uncharacterized. The transcript is spliced from 2 exons. The coding region runs from base 1 to 1176 and encodes 391 amino acids. The record is from RefSeq and is a predicted model, not a curated record. NCBI's taxonomy places the organism in Eukaryota, Fungi, Ascomycota, Sordariomycetes, Cephalothecales, Cephalothecaceae.